AUGACGAGCCUCAGCUACAGCUGCAUCGCCAACGGGCGCGCCGUGCUGGCCGAGCUCAGCCUGCGCGGGGGCUGCUUCCGGGUACAGACCUCCCCCUCCCGCGGGAACAGCGCACCAGCUGCUUUGGGGGCCGCGCUGACCCGGGGCUUGGCUUCUAUUUGCAAAGCUUUCAUUGGUAGCCCCUUGAUAUCACAAGUGACCUUUGCUCAUCCUUUUGAAUUCAACGCAGAUUUUCAACAGGUGCUGGGGAAAUACAUGAUGGAGUACAAUAGGAGAUUAGAUGACAUUACAAUUUCUACCCUGCAAAUUCAAGUUGAUGAUGUCAAAAAUGUUAUCUCCCAAAAUGUUGAUAAUGUUUUGCAAAGAGGAGAAAAGCUGAGUGACCUUGUUGACAGAACAGAUGAUCUCCAAAUAGAGGCUCAUUCUUUCCAAAAAACCACCACAAAGAUUUCCAGGAAGAUGUGGUGGAAAAAUGCCAAAAUGAUGAUAAUUAUUGGAGUCCUUCUACUUAUUAUUUUAAUAUUUAUCAUUCUCCUAGCUACAGGUGUUAUUCCAACAUAA
This is a messenger RNA of Gopherus evgoodei (Goodes thornscrub tortoise), 561 nucleotides long. RefSeq names its product vesicle-associated membrane protein 8-like. The transcript has 4 exons. The coding region runs from base 1 to 561 and encodes 186 amino acids. Gene Ontology annotation, molecular function: syntaxin binding; SNAP receptor activity. The record is from RefSeq and is a predicted model, not a curated record. Gene Ontology annotation, biological process: SNARE complex assembly; vesicle fusion; vesicle-mediated transport. Lineage: Eukaryota; Metazoa; Chordata; Testudines; Testudinidae. Gene Ontology annotation, cellular component: SNARE complex; plasma membrane.